AUGAAACAACAUUUGAAGCAGGAGUCAAAGUCCAGAUCCACAGUCAGUCUGAGCCGCCAUUUGUUCAGGAACUUGGGUUUGGUGUGGCACCUGGUUUCCAAACUUUUGUAGCCAUGCAAGAACAAAGGCUGACAUACCUUCCACCUCCAUGGGGUGAGUGCCACUCAUCAGACUUUGGCCUGGAGUUUUUCCCCAUCUAUAGCAUCACUGCAUGCAGGAUCAGUUGUGAGACCCGCUACGUGGUAGAGAAUUGCAACUGCAAAAUGGUUCACAUGCCAGGUGAUGCUCCUUUUUGUACACCGGAGCAAUAUAAGGAGUGUGCAGAGCCUGCACUAGUGCUUCUCGGUGAAAAGGGUAACGAUUAUUGUGAGUGCCAAACCCCAUGCAAUUUGACCCGUUACAACAAGGAGCUCUCCAUGGUUAAGAUCCCCAGCAAGACCUCAGCUAAAUAUCUUGAGAAGAAGUUUAACAAGUCAGAGAAAUAUAUCUCGGAGAAUAUCCUUGUACUGGAUAUAUUCUUCGAAGCUCUUAACUAUGAGACCAUUGAGCAGAGGAAAGCAUAUGAAGUGGCAGCAUUACUUGGUGAUAUUGGAGGUCAGAUGGGUCUUUUUAUUGGUGCUAGUAUCCUCACUAUUCUGGAAGUAUUUGACUAUAUCUAUGAGCUGAUCAAAGAGAAAUUGUUUGAUCUUCUUGGCCCGGAGGAGGAAGAAGGAAGCCAUGAUGAGAAUGUGAGCACGUGUGAGCCCUUGUCAAACCACUCUGAUCCCACGAGCCACACUGUGACAGUCCCCCUGCAGACAACACUUGGCACGUUGGAAGAAAUUGCGUGCUGACAAUGCUUCCUCAACACCACGGAUAGCAGAACCUACAGAAGCCAGGGAAUCCUACUCAGGCUCACUAACAGGGUGGGGGAACCACUGAGGAAUUCGCUAUGCAUCCAACUGUUCUCCUUCUCUCUUCUUGCCAAAAUCAGUGAAAGAUUCCAUGGACUCAGUUGCAUCAGCCUGUCCUACCAGGAUGAGUGGAGGAGGGUGUAGGAAGGGGCAAGGUUUAUCUCCACCAGCGGACAGCACAUCUCAGUUUCUGAACUGGAGAAGUGCGAUGACCAAGGAAGCAUUCUUUCAUAGACAGCCUACAGUUAUACAAAAGAAGCCUGCAUGCCAGUUCUUUUGAUGGCAAUCUCUCUCUUUUUCCUUAAAAGCCAUGUCUCCAUCCAACAACUGUUCUUUUUUUCUUUUCUUUUCUUUUUUUUUUUUGCCACAACAAAAGUGGAGGCCAUGGCACAGACUUUCCUGCUCAAGAGUUUA
Molecule: messenger RNA, 1307 nt
Organism: Python bivittatus (Burmese python)
Lineage: Eukaryota; Metazoa; Chordata; Lepidosauria; Squamata; Pythonidae
Source: RefSeq, a predicted model, not a curated record